Messenger RNA from Hirsutella rhossiliensis, 1605 nucleotides. RefSeq names its product major facilitator superfamily domain-containing protein. The record is from RefSeq and is a predicted model, not a curated record. Gene Ontology annotation, molecular function: transmembrane transporter activity. Bases 1 to 1605 code for a protein of 534 amino acids. Lineage: Eukaryota; Fungi; Ascomycota; Sordariomycetes; Hypocreales; Ophiocordycipitaceae. Gene Ontology annotation, biological process: transmembrane transport. The transcript has 2 exons.
AUGGCACUGGAAAAGUCACGGGGCGAGCUAUCUGAGACGGCGUCAUCGGACCGGUCGCGGCAGCACUCCGAUGACGUGGAGGCCGGCCGUGGGAGCGAGGAGGACAAGAUUGGGUCCGUUCCCAAGACGGCGCCGGCGCCGGCCGGUGUCGACGCGUACCGGUGCGCCUCCCACGUCUCCGGGCCCGACACGAUCCACCAUCACCACCUGCCGGCUCACGACAAGGAGACGGCACCGGGAGACAACUCGGCCGCCGCCGAUGACGACGACGCCAUGUACCACCGCCUCAGCCCGCGCCGCAAGCGCAUACUGGUGGCCGUGUGCUCCUUUUGCGCCUUCCUCUCGCCGCAAUCCAGCACGAGCGUCCUGGCGGCCACGCCCGAGGUGGCGGCCGAGUACAAGACGACCGGGGCCGUCAUCAACGCCAGCAACGCGGGCUACAUGGUGCUCAUGGGCGUGUCGCCCAUCGUCUGGGGCCCUCUGAGCGACGUCUUCGGCCGGCGGCCCGUGCUGCUGCUGACGGCGGCGCUCUUCUUCCUGCUCAGCGCGGCGACGGCGCUGGCGCCGGGGCUGGUUGCUUUUUUCGUCUUUCGCGCGGCCACGGCGUUUGAGGGAACGGCGUUUAUACUGCUGGGCGCUGCCUGCAUAGGCGACACAUACCGCCCGACGGAGCGCGGGACGGCCAUUGGGUGGUUUCUGUCCGGCACGCUCAUCGGACCGGCAUUCGGGCCAUUCCUCGGCGGCAUCAUGGUGACAUACACGUCGUGGACGAGCAUAUUCUGGCUCCAGACGGCGCUGGCUGGCACGGCGGCGGUGGGCGUCUUCUUGCUGGUGCCCGAGACGAUCCACCGCAAGCGCAUAGCCGAGCUCGCGGGCCAGACGCGGCGGCAGAAGGCGGCGGCGGUGCUGGCCAUGGUGAACCCGGCGCGGCCGCUGCGGCUGUUCCGGCACUGGAACCAGGUGCUGGUGGCGUGCGGCAGCUCGGCGCUGGUGUGGAACAUGUACAGCCUGCUGACGCCGAUCCGGUACGUGCUCAACCCGCGCUUCCGGCUGCAGACGCCGCUGCUGUCGGGCCUCUUCUACCUGGCGCCGGGGAGCGGGUACCUGCUGGGCACGUUCGUGGGCGGGCGGUGGGCGGACCGGACGGUGCGGGCGUGGGUGCGGCGGCGCGGCGGGGUGCGGGUGGCCGAGGACCGGCUGCGGUCGGCGGUGCCGUUCAUGGGGGUGGUGAUGCCGGCGAGCAUCCUGGUCUACGGGUGGGCGGUGGACCGGCGGGUGGGCGGCAUCGCGGUGCCGGCGCUGGCGCUCUUCGUGCAGGGCGUGGGCCAGCUGUUCAGCUUCCCGUCGCUCAACACGUACUGCCUCGACGUGAUCCCCGGGCACGGCGCCGAGGUGACGGCGGCCAACUACUUUGUGCGGUACCUGGCCGGGUGCCUGGGCACGGCCGUGGUGCUGCCGGCCGUCGAGGGCGUCGGCGUCGGCUGGUUCGAGACCAUCUCGGCCGGGCUGCUGGUGGCGUCGACGGCGGGCGUCGUGGCGACGAUUCGGUGGGGGGAGGGAUGGAGGCAAGGGAGGAGGGCCGAGGGGAGGGAGGCGGCGGAGUGA